Molecule: messenger RNA, 3614 nt
Organism: Pieris napi
Lineage: Eukaryota; Metazoa; Arthropoda; Insecta; Lepidoptera; Pieridae
Gene: Nt5b
Product: cytosolic purine 5'-nucleotidase
Exons: 14
Coding region: 294-2015 (573 amino acids)
Molecular function (GO): 5'-nucleotidase activity
Source: RefSeq, a predicted model, not a curated record
CUAUGUGAAUGGUGUUCGUACUUCGUACUCAGUAAUCGCGGAUACUUUGCCGUUUGACAACGUCGAAUUGUAUGACAAGCGCGUCUUAUCACGAUAAUCGAAUCAUUAUUCUCUUAACCUUGUUGCUGUCAAGGAUAUUCAGUCAAAUACUUCCUGUAUUUGAAUUCAGAGUAACACAAAUACAGUUUGAAUUAUACUGCAACAGUUGAUUUUUACUUCUUUGUUUACUAAUAUCGAACACAAGGUUAUUUAAGAACGAAAGUGCAAGUGAGUUAAAAAUAAAUUGUAAUGCCAUGAGGUAUCAAGAAGUGAUGGCAAAUGGAACGUCAGAUAUUCCCGGUAUGAGUAAUGGCUCUUCUUACGGAAAAGGAGAUAGAUAUACUGCGGCUCCUAACGAGAUCUUUGUGAACAGAUCUCUUCAUUUAGAAAAUGUAAAGUUUUAUGGCUUUGAUAUGGAUUAUACUCUGGCUGAGUAUAAAUCGCCGCAGUAUGAGACAUUAGGAUUCAAUCUUACCAAAGAAAGGCUAGUACAUAAGGGAUAUCCGCAAGAAAUUUUGGAAUUUGAAUAUGACCCCUCGUUUCCUGUUAGAGGUUUGUGGUUCGAUACCUUGUAUGGAAAUUUGUUAAAAGUCGACGCGUACGGUAAUAUUCUUGUAUGCGUGCACGGAUUUGAAUUUUUGAAACAUUCACAAGUAUACGAAUUGUACCCAAAUAAGUUCUUAACGUUGGACGAGUCUAGAGUGUAUGUGUUAAACACGUUAUUCAAUUUGCCGGAAACAUAUUUGAUUGCUUGUCUGAUUGACUUCUUCACAAACUCACCUCAGUACGCAAGGGAAAAAACUGGAGUAAGAUGCGAAGAUUUAGCUAUGUCAUUCAAAUCGAUAUUCCAAGAUGUCAGAAAUGCGGUAGACUAUGUUCACAUUCAUGGGGACUUGAAGAAGAAUACCAUAGAAAAUCUAGAUCUGUAUUUGAAGAAAGACAAGAGGCUCCCAACUUUCCUUUCAAGGAUAAGAGAUAGCGGUGCGAAGUUAUUCAUUCUCACGAACAGUGACUACAAUUUUACAGACAAAAUCAUGAACUAUUUGUUCGAUUUCCCUCAUGGCGCUAAGCCCGGCGAUCCUCACAGGAAUUGGAAGACCUACUUUGACUGGAUCGUGGUAGAUGCGAAGAAGCCCCUAUUCUUCGGCGAGGGCACAACUCUUCGGCAAGUGGACACUCGUACCGGGGCACUCAAAAUGGGUCACCAUGUUGGACCUCUGCAUGAGGGUCUUGUGUAUUCUGGAGGAUCCUGUGACGUAUUCACGGAACUGAUUAGCGCCAAGGGAAAAGACGUAUUGUACAUCGGUGACCACAUAUUCGGAGACAUCUUGAAGUCCAAGAAGAUUGGUGGAUGGCGUACAUUCCUCAUAGUUCCAGAGUUAGUCCAAGAGCUUCAUGUUUGGACAGACAAGUGCCAAUUGUUUGCUCAACUCCAAAAUUUGGAUAUACAACUCGGAGAUAUGUACAAAGAUCUCGAUUCGAGUACAAAAGAGAAGCCAGAUAUAUCAAAAUUGCGUGCGGCCAUUCGUGACGUCACACACAAGAUGGAUCUUGCUUAUGGUAUGCUCGGGUCGCUCUUCCGCUCCGGGUCUAGACAGACUUUCUUCUCGUCACAGGUGGUGAGGUACGCAGACCUGUAUGCAGCAUCAUUCCUUAACCUGAUGUACUAUCCCUUCUGCUACAUGUUCCGUGCCCCGGCUAUGCUCAUGCCCCACGAGUCUACAGUCGCACACGAACAACGAUUCACCGUUGAUACGCCCACUAUUGACAGAUCGAGACAGGCAUACGCCCAACGCGCUCUCAGCGCUACUUGCGUGGCCGAGAUUUCCUCUGAUGAAGCUGCUGGAUCACAGGAUACGGACAGCAAGAACUCAACAGUACCCCAUGUCCGUCCAGAGACGCCCCGGCAACUGACACACACACACGACGAAGAUUGUUCUGACGAUGAAGAUGUUUCUAAGGGGUCACACAAAUAAAACAAGGUACAAUAGUCGACCGACGCAGAGACACUGGCCUGGUUUACGUUAUGAAUAUAAUUGUUUCCCUUUAAACCUUUAUGUUUAAUGUAUAAAAAUUUAAAUAUUAACAAUUUUAGACAUCUAAUUUGUGGAGUCCUAAAGGAUCAUUUUUAGUGACAAAAUGUUUAUUAUUAUAACCAAUACGACGUAUUCACCAAUUUACACUGGACCGUAAUUAGGCCCCUUAUUGCCCGAUUUUAGUCGCUGGAUGGGUGUUCGAUAGCGCUUAAUCAAGCACUUUAAUAGUAAUAAACGUUUUCUCAAACUGAGCUUUGUUAUCAUAGGAAUAGUUUUAAGCGCUAGAUUGGCGCAAAUAAGGGUCAUGUUUAAAGCGCUUCGAGCGUCCCCAUUGCUAUCAAGAGUCGACAUUUGCAAGGUUCCCAAUUCCCUCGCUAUACCGGAUAUUUGUGGCUGAUCAAGAUUAAAAGGAAAUUGUGGCAGCAUUUUUUGGCUUUUAACAAUUAGUUAUAGUAUGUUUUGUUGGACAAUGGCUUAUUCAUUCUACUUUUCUAACAAUUAAGUUUACGAACAACAAGUUUUUUUAAAGUUGAAAAUUUACCAGUAAAGCACAAGUUUGAAAUUUAAAAAAAGCGUUUCUAGUGGAAUUUAUAAGUCAUUGUAUGUUGUGUUUUGUAAGAUUUAUGUUAAUAAUAAAUUUUAUUUUUUGUUGUGUAAUAUUCACAAUUGGUAUAAUUGUUAAGGUAAGUUCGAAUGUCAAUUUAUUACAAUAUUAAAAUAUAUAUAAUUAUACAGUUAUCAGUCCUUAUAGUCACAUACUACAUAAAAAAUUAAAUCUAAAUUCAGCGACUUGAUGUUGUUUCUCUCUAUAUAUUACCUUGUAAAAGACAGAGACAGCUACGUCAUUGCUCUUUGAGUUCUUACGGCUUUGAAAAGGGACUUCUUCAAUUACUGUACGCACAUGAAUAAUCUCUGAUAAUAAUUAUUGUUAUUAGGUAGAGUUAAAUGUAGCUAUAGGUGACACUAAGUGUAAAGUGGAGUCUAAAUUAAAAAGAAAAACUAUUUUUACAUCCUAAUUUAAAUAUUUCCAAUGAAUGUCCUUUCAAAUUUUUGCGGGUGUCAAGCGAACCUCAAAUAAACGAUGUAAUUGAAAAAUAAAUCCGAAGUUAAUAGUCAACAUAUGUUUUAAAUCAAAGAGGUGACUAUAAUGGCAAUAUAUUUUCCAUGUGUAACGUAAUGCUUGCGAUCUCUAGUUUAUUAAUAGAAAAGACUAAGGGAGGCGAGUGUCAAACCCAAUACAACUUAAUCUUUGUUUUAUUUCUGAAUCUAUAUAUAUAAAUCUCUAGGAAAAAGGAGCUUUUUCAACUAUUGGUAUUUAAUUCGAAGAUAAAAAAUGCUUUUGUUUCCAUAGAGUUAUUUUGUUCUAGCCAGUCUAGACUCCACUUAAAAUUGACUGAGCUGCACAUAUUAAUUGUUAUUUGUGAUUAGAUACGUAUUGUCCCUAACUAUUGAUUACAAGUAUGUGAUUAUUACUAGUGAUUUUAAUAUAUUUUUAAAUUACCAGAGUAAAAUUGAACACAAUAAAUAGAAUGAAUCAUA